CAACAAAGGGCCGCGUGCGUCGCUGCGCUUCUGGACGCCGGCGCCGAUCCGAACUUGCGACCGUGGGGUAGCGAUCCAGACACGCCCCUGAUCGAAGCGGCCUUGCAUGGCUUUCCUGACAUCGUGCGAUUGCUUUUGGCGCACGGCGCGGACGUCGGCUUCGCACAGAAACACGGUAACUCAGUGCUUCACGCGGUUCUAUUCACGCGGCCGAAUGUUCUAGAACGCGACCAGGCAGAAUGUGUUAGAUUGCUGAUUGCGGGUGGUGCGGACGUGCACGCAAAAAGAAUUAACCAAAAUCAUGGGCUGCCUGGGCCCACGCCCUUCGACGAUGCGCUCUAUUACCACCGUAGAUGGCUUUUCCCCAUCUUCCUGAGGGCCGGCGCUUCU
Molecule: messenger RNA, 390 nt
Organism: Pelagomonas calceolata
Lineage: Eukaryota; Pelagophyceae; Pelagomonadales; Pelagomonadaceae
Source: the annotation of a GenBank genome assembly